Molecule: messenger RNA, 4963 nt
Organism: Gigantopelta aegis
Lineage: Eukaryota; Metazoa; Mollusca; Gastropoda; Neomphalida; Peltospiridae
Product: IQ domain-containing protein E-like
Exons: 25
Coding region: 286-2451 (721 amino acids)
Molecular function (GO): protein binding
Source: RefSeq, a predicted model, not a curated record
CAGGCUUUCAUUUGCUUGGUUUCGAAGCAAAUUUAUUCAUUGAAUUUUGAUUGUCAUACAUUGUCAUUCAGUUGUUUAUAUUGUCUUUGGAAUUUGUUCGUUAUAUGCAUCAUAAUAUUUAUGGUUAUUUUAUUAGCUGACUGCUUUGAAAGUAAUAAUAUUCUAGCGUACUGAUAGGCUAAACCAGUUUCAACAGGACCCGGUAUUUUGGAAGGUGUGAACGAACCAGAACUGACCCCCUAGGCUGAACCAGAAGUGGUGAUGAUUUUGUAGAGCAUUUAAGCCAUGCCUCGAAAAAAUCAGAACCAUUAUGAUGAUGAUUUUAAUUCAGAUGACGAACCAGAAACCUUGAUAUCCCGUAAUCGAGCACCAAGAAAGCAGAGACCAGUAUCUGGAAAAAGGGCAUCAAGGAAUACCAAGCGACCAAGUUCUCCAGGGAAGAGUCGAGCUCACAGUGUCCCGGCAGCGAGAAGUGGCCGAGACCUGUGGAUAAACGCCAUUCAGAAGAGACAGACACUUGGUAUCGGCAGUGCAAAACAUUCCGAGAGUCCUCGCCACAAAACACCAAUUGAAUAUUGGCUGGAUACUUUUAGAAAAACCGGUGGAGAUAGUUCUACAAUGAAUACCUUCAGUGGUCUGAAGAAAACGGGUGACAAGAAUCUUGCCUACUUGAGUACACCACACUAUUUACGGCAGGUGGUCGGUAUAGAAAAGACAGGAAAAAACAACAAUGUCACAGCAAAACCUUCAGCAGGGACGCCUGCCUACAAAACCCAGGAAGAAUACUACGAUGAAGUGCUGAGUCUGAGAAAGAAAAUCAGUGGUUUGAACCAGGACUUUGCUACCAUGAAGGCCAAGGUCAGAAGGUUGGAAGAGGACAACAUUAAAAAGGAAAAAGAAAUUGAGAACCUGCUGAACCCUUCAAAGAGCGAUGAAUUGCGGAGGACACUUGGUGAUAAAAAACCAGACUCUGGGGCUGUUAUACAUAGUCUUAAACAGAAAAUACUGAAACUGGAAGUACAGCUCCGCGAAAAAGAACAGUCACAUGUUAAACUCGCUGCUGAGCUGAAGACCACAAAGAUUGACGAGAUGAAGGCACAGAUGGAAGUGUUUUACCAGGAGAUUUAUCGCCUUCAGCACUCUAAAGACACCGGCACAGAUAAGGGGAGCCGGUCUGGGCGAGAAAGCAGCACGAAGGUGGCUGCCCUGAACGAGACAGUGAUCAGGCUGAGUAAGACCAAUGAGCAGCUACAGCUAGAAAACAAAGGCUUAAAGGCAGAUCUGUUGAGAGUACAGGAGAAUGGAGUGGAUCCAGCAGUAGGAGGAAGAGGAGAGUACCAGGACAUGAACAGACGAGAGUUACUGGCUGAAAUUGCAAGGUUGAAGAAGCGAGCGGAAAAAGCAGAGAGACGUUUUGAAACAGAUAGUCUUUCAAUGAUCUCAUUUGACAGUAGGAGAGGAGAAGUGGCGGGUAAAAUAGUUCUACAGGGUACAAUGGAAGAGCGACUUCACCAGUUGGACGAACGAGAAACGGAACUGUUGGAGGAAAUAGAGAAACAGAAAAGUCUUAUCAAGAGAUUAAAGGAAGAACUAAGUCGAUACAGGGGUCAUAAAGAUAUAAGUUCGAAGCCUCCAACACCUCGGUCAUCGAGAACAGCACCACAGAAAGCUCCACGAUCAGGGUCAAUUGAAAAAGUCUUUGAUAGAGAGGUGGAAGAGUUUUCAAAGAAACAUGCAGCUAAAAGUAUUCAGCAGACUUGGCGGCAACGACAGAACAGGAAAAGAGAGGAAGAGAGAAAGUUCAAUGAAAGUGUUGAAGCGCUGCGACAACAGAACGCUGCAAAAGUUAUACAAAAGAGUUGGCGGAAACACGGCGAAGAAAUGGAACGUAGAAAGUUGAAUGAAAGUGUUGAAGCGCUGCGACAACGGAACGCUGCAAAAGUUAUACAAAAGAGUUGGCGGAAACACGGCGAAGAAAUGGAACGUGCGAGGAAACUGGAGCACUUGAAACAAAGCCAUGCGGCCAGGAGAAUCCAGGGUCAGUGGCAUAAACACCGCCAGUAUAAGACCGAGGUGGAGAGAGAGGAAGCUGCUCUGGACAUCCAGGCUGCGUUGAGAGGUCACCACACACGCAGGUCGCGGCUCCGUCAGUUUGACGGAUACAGCACCGAUGGUAGCGAAGACUACAGUGAUGCAGUCGAUCUCAUCAAGUCGUCCAUGCGAGGACAUCAAGCCAGGAAACAGAACCUCAGAAGAAUAAGGAGGGACUUGACAGAUACUGAUGACGAGAGUUUAUAUAACAGAAGAUCAUCAGGAGAACGCCAUUCAAGACCAUCAUCUGCACGGUCAGGCAGUGUGGGAAGUGCUCACUUAAGGAAUUAUGCUGAUCACGCUCGACAUUAUCGGUCGACAUAUGACGAAGACGAUGGUGAUGACGAUAUUAUGAUGUAGGACUGAAUCCUUCCACAUCCAUCUGAAAAUAGGAUUUUUUUUUAUAACUGAAGAGCAUAAAGUUGUAUUAAAUAAGUAAAAUAAGUAUGUGAGAAAAUUGGCGAUUAAGCCUUUUGCUGAUAGGUUAGAAUUUCUAAGGUUGUUUACAGUCCAUGCUUAUUAUAUCAGGGUAUUAUUUCUCAAAUUUGAACUGACGCCCAUGACUUUGACUUAGGGAAUUUUAGCAUCAUUUUACGAAAAAAUGGGAUUCCUCAGUUUAAUUUCAAAAACAUCUCAUUAAGCUAAGUUAGAAUUUAAAACAGUACUACUAUACCUUGUCAUGUAUUUGUAUUUAUUCAAAUUAAUAAUAUAUCUAUUUUGCAUUAUGAAACGAUAUAGGGGAGGGUGUAUGUUUAUCAAGUGUUAUGUAUCAUUUUCAAAAUACAUCUUUAUACAGUGAAACCUCUCAAAACUGGGCCCUUUGUAAACCGGAAUUCCCUCAAAACCGGUAGUUUUUCAUGGUCCCUUUUAAAAUAUCUAUGCAGGAAAGAACCUCUCUAAAGCAGAUACCUCUAUAAAACCAGACAUUUUACUUGGUUCCGAGGGUGUCCGGUUUAGAGGAGUUUCACUGUAUGAUAAUAAUAAAUAGGAAUUAUUUACCUGUACAUUCAGAUCGGGAGGGUUUUUUUUUACUCCAAAAUUGGGAAUAAAAAUGACAUAGCCUUUAGGGAAUGGUGCUGAUAAUCGGAGUCUAGAAACAGCUGAUGAAACUCUGAACAUUUUAAAGUCUAAGACUCCGAUCUCUAAUGAUGUCGCACACAUUAAAGUCUGGAGUCCAGACUCUUUAUAAAAAAAAAAUGUUUUAUAAGCUCCGGGCCACGAUAUAUCCGGUUGGUAGAAUUGUAUCAUGGAAUCAUUUAAAUGCAUAUCAUAACGAGAUCAUCACAGCAUUGUUUCAUUUUGUGAUGUUUCAGUUUUAUUGAUCUGUUGAUGUUUUGGGGUUAUUUUUAGAAUUGUUACUAUCUCGGUCAUGUAAAUGCAUUAAAAGAGUUUUAUAGUUUGUUUAGUGUAGGAAUGUAAUUUUGAAAUGUUUGUAUAUAGACCAACAGCUGACAUUUUGUCACACGUGCCUUCUUAAGAUUAAUGGACCAGGUGUACAUUUUGUUGAUAAGGGCUUUUACCACAUGAUUACAGAUACUGUAUUGGAUGGUGUUUUGAGACAAUUAACACAGUUGUGAUGUUUAUUUCACAAGACAUAAAUUUAAGCCUAAAAUUAUAUUUUCUUAGUGUUGGUGAACAUGUGGUAUGAACAUCUUGAAAAUAGUUUGUAUUACACACAUUUGAAUCCAAGUAUACAUGUAUGUUACAUACUAGUAUUUUUUUUUUUUUUUUUUUAUUCAAACAGCUAGGUUAUAGUUAAAAAAACCCAAAUAUUAUUGUGGAAACUUGGCAGAAACAUGAAAAUGGUAUAACCUUUACUGUUGUGCAUAUAUAUGUACAUACAUAUUUAUUUGUAUUUAUUUUUCACACAUGAUAUGACUUAAGACCAGUGUAAAAACUGGUUUUCAGUUGAUCACAAUUUUUUUUUUUUAAUGUAGAUGAAAUGAAGUUAAAGGUUAACAAAAUGUAAUGCAAAAAAUAUGCAUAGUUUUCUUACCAAUUUUGUGACACAGUGGAACAUUUUCGUCUUUGGUUGUUGGAAGUGUCAGAUGGGAUGGGCGUUUUGAGUGUGGUAGAGUACAAUGCAAAAUAGGCGAGAGGUCAGGAUACAUCUUUUGGAAAUGAUGAAACAUUUAAAGUAUAAUGAUGUAGCCAACAUGAGGCAGACGAGGCGCGUGCCUCAUCUGGAAUUUCCCCAGAUUUAUAAAAAAAUUCCCAUGACACAGAUAUUUAGUUUACAGGUCUGGGUUUGCCUUGGCGUUUUUUCCUUUCUGUCUAUGCCCCAGAAGUAAAUUAAGAUCUCUAACAGAUGGGCCUCCUGUUUUCAAUCCCUCAAAUAGCUGUGUCCAUUCAUGGCUGACAGAAAGGGGUUUUGGGGGUUUUUUUGGAAGGGGGUUUGGGAGUAUUUUGUUUGUUUUUUCUUGGUGAGGUGGGUGAGAUUGUUAGCACAAAUUUAUAUAUAUAUAUAUUUUUUUUUUUCAAACAAUAUACUGGUAUGAAUCUUUAAUUUAAGUUUUUGGUUUCACCCUACUAAACACCCCCACCCCCUUUCCCAACCCACCCUGGAAAAAUCUGGAUCCACUGACGAUAAUUAUUAGUAUUGGUUGGAAACAUACAUGUAUACAGUCUACAGUGUACAGUGUACAGUAUGGGCCAAAUUUACAAAGCCUGUUUUUGGACUUAGACGUGUGUAACAACAUUCUUUUACAGUGCCUAAACACGUGUUUAAAAAAAACUAAAACAAGCUCCAUAAAUUUGACCCUAGAUAUGUUUUUACAUACGUGAUUUGGUUUCCUGCUUAUAAGAUGUUUGAAGACAUGCUGGAGUUAGGACCAGAUUUGAACUCUAUCCACACUGCGGUUUGAAAACAAAA